Vitis vinifera (wine grape) is the source of this 1144-nucleotide messenger RNA. Its product is annotated as dehydration-responsive element-binding protein 2D. Gene Ontology annotation, biological process: response to stress; positive regulation of DNA-templated transcription. NCBI's taxonomy places the organism in Eukaryota, Viridiplantae, Streptophyta, Magnoliopsida, Vitales, Vitaceae. The record is from RefSeq and is a predicted model, not a curated record. The transcript has a single exon. The coding region runs from base 197 to 793 and encodes 198 amino acids. Gene Ontology annotation, cellular component: nucleus. Gene Ontology annotation, molecular function: DNA-binding transcription factor activity; transcription cis-regulatory region binding.
UUGGCAGUACUAGGAGAGCAGGAUAGCCAUGUGUUUAAUUACAGCCCCCAAUUCUAAAGCUGAUCGUAUUGCAUAUUUGUGAGAGACAUAAACCACUAGAAAGGAGGUCAACAGUGUAUAUCUUCUUUGUGGGUCUUCACGGUUUGGGGUUUGUGAAGAGGAUAGAGUGUGGUUUAGCUUGGUUGGCGGUGCAGCUAUGGAGGAUGCAGGCAAGAAAGUUGUCAAAAGAUCAGCCAUGGGGAGAUCAAGAAAAGGGUGCAUGAAGGGCAAGGGAGGGCCUGAGAAUGCUCUAUGCUCAUACAGAGGUGUGAGGCAAAGGACAUGGGGGAAAUGGGUGGCUGAGAUCCGAGAGCCCAACCGCGGAGCCAGGCUCUGGCUAGGCACCUUCAACACUUCUUAUGAGGCUGCCAUGGCCUACGACAUGGCCGCGCAAAAGCUCUAUGGUCCCUCAGCCAAGCUCAACUUGCCACAUGACUCGUCACCACUUUCCACCACCCCCACUGCCACAACCUCUGCAGUGCCUUCUAACUUUGAUGGUGUUGGAGGGCGGACUGAAACGAGUAAUUCGGUGAAGACUACUACCUCCAAUUGGGUGUGUGGAGUACAAGAGGUGAAGUAUGAUCAUGAGGAAAAUUUUUGGGAGAGCUCAAGCAUGUUUGAUGAGAUCCAAACUGAAAAUUGGGUUGAGUUUCCAAUAGAGGGUGACCCUUUUGGGAUCGACAAUCUUGGAACUGGGGUGGACGGAGAAGAAGUCAUGGAUUGGGAUGGAGUACAAGUUACAUGGAGUUUGUAAGCUUGCUUUAGGUGGCAUAUGCAUAUGCGCUUGGUUUUUUUUUUUCCCAAGGCAUACGGGCUAUGAUGUGCUUGUAGAGUAGGUUAUGUCUUUGAGUCAUUUUGCUUGGGUAGAUUUUGUCAUGUGGGCUCAUGUCCCCCCCACUUUUUUUUUUUUUUUUUUGAUCUACACAUGGGGGGUAUUUUUACAUUUUUUAGGGGUUUUAUGCAAAAGUAUAACUUCUUUUCUUCAGGUGGGAGAGGGUGUUUUCAUUAAUGAGUGGACAUGCCCAAAAUUUUUGUUUUUGGGCAAAUCAAAAGAGAUAUGUAUAAUAAUAAUAAUAAUAUAUGAAUAUGGGGGUUUCUUAUUGAC